Pungitius pungitius (ninespine stickleback) is the source of this 3450-nucleotide messenger RNA. It is a transcript of the gene stimate, whose product is annotated as STIM activating enhance. Gene Ontology annotation, molecular function: calcium channel regulator activity. Gene Ontology annotation, biological process: activation of store-operated calcium channel activity. Bases 831 to 1751 code for a protein of 306 amino acids. The record is from RefSeq and is a predicted model, not a curated record. Lineage: Eukaryota; Metazoa; Chordata; Actinopteri; Perciformes; Gasterosteidae. Gene Ontology annotation, cellular component: membrane; cortical endoplasmic reticulum. The transcript is spliced from 8 exons.
AACAGGGGUAUAAGGUGGAAACGCCCGUCCGUUUAUUUACCAAGAGUCCUACAUAUCCCAGCAUGCAUUUCGUGCUUACGCAGGUCACGUGCCCCAACGUCUGUCAACAUGAGUGGGCACUGCUGUGCAGGGAUGUGCGCGAGUGACCUGCAAUUCAUUUUAAAAUAUAUUUAGAUAAGUUACUUUUUGCGAGCGCUAAAGUUACAAUAAACCAGUGCAACCGCAGUUGUUGGCGCCGGAAACAAAACACAUUUUCACUUGCCUUGCGCCAGCUUAUUUAAACUCGGCGUUUAGCUUGGCGCUAGCUAGCUAACGAUAGGCGAGCAGCGAUAGCAAAAGCCGAUGGGGCGCCUCGCUUCACUUUGAAACGUUGGUUUUCUCGCAAAAUUCCCCUUUUUGGUGACCCGCAUUAACAUACGUUGUUUGGGGUCUAUUUAAGUAGCCAGAUGUCACGCCUGUGUGGUGUGUCUGGUACUAACGUUAGCUCUCAUUUUUUAAGUCGAGCCAACGAAUGUCACCGGUGCACAGACCUCCUAAAUUAGCAUUUGGUUCUGAACGUUAGUGUGUAAACGUGUAAACGUCAGGUCACAGCUCAGUCAUUGCAACUUCCAUCAACCUUUUUUGUGGCGACGGCUUCACUCCGAACAGCCAACACAUCGUGGAUGUCCGAAGCAGGAGAAUGUGAGUGUGCGCUCGACGGGGAGAGGAUGCCACCAUCUUUCGCCGAGGACUGUCCGGCUUAGCAUAUCAAUCGGCCGACCGACAACCGCAGGAGGCGACUGAGAAGGACACGAGAGUCCGCGACAAGCUUUAUCCAGCUCUUCUGUCCCAUGGCCGCGGUUGGAGGCCCCAACGUGCUGUCCCAGCUCGGGGACGGGGCACCGGCAGGUCCAUUGUCCGUCGCCAACACGUCCGUGUCCGCGUCCCCGACUCCAGGUCCGGAGACCCGGGGUUGCGAGAAUGGCGCCUUGAUGGACUCGUUCGGGAUUUUCCUGCAAGGACUUCUGGCCGUGAUGGCUUUCAGCAUUCUGAUGCUGAAACGCUUCAGGGAGCCAAAGCACGAGCGGAGACCCUGGAGAAUCUGGUUCCUGGACACCUCAAAACAGGCCAUUGGGAUGCUGUUCAUCCACUUUGCUAAUGUCUACUUAUCAGACCUUACAGAAGAGGAUCCUUGCUCCCUAUACCUCAUUAACUUCCUUUUGGACGCUUCUCUGGGCAUGUUGCUCAUCUACGCUGGGGUGAGAGCUGUCAGUGCGAUUGUGGAGUGGAGGCAGUGGGACUCCCUGCGUUUCGGUGAAUACGGCGAGCCAGUGCAGUGCACCGCUUGGUUGGGCCAGUGUAUCCUCUACAUCCUCAUCAUGGUGUUUGAGAAAGUCCUAAUCAUGCUGGUCCUCCUCAUUCCCGAGUGGAAGAAGCUGUCUCUCCUCAACCCCAUAGAGAACCCUGCCCUGGAACUGGCCAUCGUCAUGCUCAUCGUUCCCUUCUUCAUCAACGCUCUCAUGUUUUGGGUGGUAGAUAAUUUUCUCAUGAAGAAGCACAGAACAAAAGCGAAGCUGGAGGAGAGAGAGGAGGACUCGCGGGGCAACAGCAAGGUGCGCUACAGACGAGCGCAGUCACAUGACGACUCUGAGUCUGAGAUCCUCUUCUCAGCAGACGAUGAAAUGGACGAGUCUGACGAAGACGACGUCCGACGCCUCACCGGCCUGAAGGCCGUGAAGAAGAAGAAGCUGCGCAUGGGGAUCCCGGUUUGACGCGCGUGCCUCAUCCGAGCUGUCCCACAAAGAUCCAGUGUCGGCCUUCGGAGUAGACACAAUCCUUUCAGCCCCAGGAUGCCCUGUGACACAAGAGUGUACUGUAGUCUAAGCCCUUUUGUCGUUGACCCCUGAAGGAACUAUGUCUAACCUGACAACAUGCUCAACACUCUGGGAGAUAUCUUUACGGUAAACCAGGUACAUCGGAGCGCUGUCUCAUCUUGAUGUGACACUCCUGUCGUGAGGUGUUGUGUUUUUGAAGAAAAAAAAAAUGAGGGGCAAAAGAAUCAUCAACAAAAUUAACAUUGUUAAAUCCUUCUUGUAUGCAUAAUAGGAAAACCGUAACACUGGUCUGAUACUGUUUGGACUCGUGUGUGUGUGUGUGUGUGUGUGUGUGUGUGUGGGGGGGGGGUGUCGGGGAUGAAUCUAACGGGCCACAACAGAACCAAACAUCAUGCAAAACUGUUGGGUGGGUUUGUUACAUGUGAUCGUCUAUCGUGUCCUCUUGGGUGAUUGUAUUCCUGAUAGGUCGAUUCCAUUUGAAACAUGUCUUACCUUUUGUUUCCUCAUGUAGAUGUACCACCAUGGCCUGGGAUGCCUAUAAGUGUGUGUGUGUGUGUGUGUGUGUGUGUGAGAGAGAGAGGGUGUUCACGGACACACCUUUAACCAAGACGAGCAUCGCGUCAGAGUGCUUGAAUCACUGCAUUGAUGCAAAGUGGAACUCUUUCCAGUUCCACCCCUCACUACUGCAUAUCCUGUUGUGUGCUGUUACCAUGUCAAAGAGCACAAACCUUCCAUUUUAGGGCCUGUCGGACUGCAAGUACAGGAGUGCUAUCAGCUCAGCUUGUGUCUGCCGUCUGUGUUUGUUUGUGACACUGAUUGUGUGUUCUCGUCGUGUCUUUGCUCUCAUUUCAAGUUGUCGGGGUCUUGUUUUUCUUUAAUAGUUUUUGAUCGUUCUUUUUGGGCCAAAAAAGGCGACUGUGCUUGUCUCAAAAGUGUUCUUUAUUCCUCCAACAGAGAGAGUAGAUGUGGGAACCAUCUAUUGCACAAUUUCCAAUUCCUCAAAGCUUAACUUUUCCUUUUGUCUUUGUGGGAUUUUAGUGUUUUUGUUACAAUAAUGUGCCUGAGGGAAAAUACCAGCAGGUUUUUGUUUGUUUUGAUAGUUUUUUUUUUUUUUUUUGCGACUUUUUAUUCAGAGCUUCAGGUGUUUAGGCAUGAAGCAGCAUUCAGCUGGCUCUGAUGUUAAGAAUGUGACAUGCAUCGACCUCAACUGUUAAGUGACCGUGGACCAGACAGGCGGGAGAAAGGGGGGGCGGGGGGGGGGGGUGUAAAUAUACAGUAUACCUGCAUGUACUGGCGUGUGCUGCAUGCAUGUGUCCGAGGGUUGCAGCUGGUCCUGUUUCUACUAAACGGAGAGUGACUUGUACUGUAACUUAGUAAGCGCGGUGAUGGGGAGGAUGAUUUCAUCGGGAUGCUUUUGGCCCGUCGACGGGGAAUAAAUGGCACGCGCGUUUUAACGGAGAAGCAAAUUUCUCCUCAGCUGGGACAAAGAGGGCUUUGAGUAUUUAGCGAUGUGAAACUACGAGAUGACGACAUGGCAAGUGGUGUGGGGUAAAUUAUCAUUAUAAAUGCUUUUCCAAUAAAAAAAAAAUGUGAAACACUAUCGUGAUUCUCCCACAGCCGUCCUGACGGCGUUUCA